AUGGCAUCAUCUUCAUCACGGAGUAGGGUUUUAAAUCCUGGGCCGGAGGAUGGUUCAUUAUUGAGGUUUCAGUCUGUUCACGUAUCGGAGCAUAUUUGGGAUGGACGUGAGCACCUAAUUCUGAAGGUGAGAAGGAGUCAUUUCAUACCGGCUGGCAUGGAAGGGGUUCCAAUGGAGAUUCUUCCUCAUCUGACCUUAGCUGGAUUUGCUGGGGUAGCUCAGUUGGCAUGCUUUCCUAUUGACCGACAUCUAAUUACAGCAUUGGUAGAAAGAUGGAGGCCAGAGACUCAUACGUUUCACAUGCCUCCUGGAGAAUGUACUAUAACUCUUCAGGACAUUGUUAUUCAAAUAGGGCUUCAUAUAGAUGGAAAGGCAAUCAUUGCAGCUGUUGGAGGUAAUAAAGCACAAAUUGUGGAGGAUUUGCUUGGUAUUAGGCCACUUGAUGAUGCUUUUGCAGGGAGUAGUUUGAAGUUGAGUUGGUUGGACCAACACUUUACUCAUGUUGCAAUGCAUAAUCAUAAUGAACUUCAGCUUACUCGCUUUGCGAGAGCUUAUAUUCUGAGGUUAAUAGGUGGUUUCAUGUUGGCUGAUCAUUCCUCUAGUAGGGUUCCAGUUAGGUACCUUCCAUUUGUAACGCCCCGAUUCUCCUGA
This is a messenger RNA of Abrus precatorius (Indian licorice), 651 nucleotides long. RefSeq names its product protein MAIN-LIKE 2-like. The transcript has a single exon. Gene Ontology annotation, biological process: meristem development; meristem maintenance. The record is from RefSeq and is a predicted model, not a curated record. NCBI's taxonomy places the organism in Eukaryota, Viridiplantae, Streptophyta, Magnoliopsida, Fabales, Fabaceae. Bases 1 to 651 code for a protein of 216 amino acids.